Molecule: messenger RNA, 955 nt
Organism: Papaver somniferum (opium poppy)
Lineage: Eukaryota; Viridiplantae; Streptophyta; Magnoliopsida; Ranunculales; Papaveraceae
Product: tankyrase-like
Exons: 6
Coding region: 63-671 (202 amino acids)
Biological process (GO): positive regulation of protein catabolic process; protein ubiquitination
Molecular function (GO): protein binding
Source: RefSeq, a predicted model, not a curated record
CUAAAACUCCGUAUACACACAGAUUAAAACCUUGAAAAGCAAAAGCAAAAGCAAAAGCAAAAAUGGCAGUUCCGGCUAGACCUAAUGGACUUGAAGAUGAUGAAGAAGAAGGUAUAUUCGGGGAAGAAGAACUCGAGAUGGAUAUCAGUACUGAAACAACUCCUCCACAUCUUCGUGCUCUAGCCGAGGCUGCUCAGCUCGGCAACGUCGACGCCCUUCGCCAUGCUCUAGAUAAUUUGACUGGAAAUAUCGAUGAACCCGUGGAAGACGGGGAUACCGCCCUCCACCUGACCUGUCUGUAUGGGUAUCUGCCUUGUGUCCAGCUACUUUUGGAGAGGGGAGCUAGCAUGGAGGCUAAGGAUGAGGAUGGUGCAAUUCCUAUUCAUGAUGCUUGUGCAGGAGGUUUUGCUGAAAUUGUGCAGCUUCUAAUCAACUCUGCUGGCAACCCUGAUCUUGUUAACAAGAUGUUGAACACAGUCGAUGUGGAAGGUGAUACACCUCUCCAUCAUGCGGCUAGAGGUGAACACGUGGAAGUUGUGCGUCUAUUACUUGCAGCUGGAGCUUCUCCAACUAAAGCAAACAUCUAUGGGAAGUCCCCAGUUGAUCUCACUGAACCAGAAACGGAGGUGAAGAGAAUUCUGGAAACCUCAGCGAAUGGUUUGGUUUGUUAGUUGGAUGCUUGGUGCUAAUUAUACUGUCGCAAGCACUCCAGCCGUAUAUGAAGUUUGAGGUUGUAGAGUGAGAGAGCCCGAGGGGAAUGAAACCUUAGUUGGUCCAUAGUGAACAGUCGUAUACAAUAUCAGAUAUUGGAAUAGUGCACUUUGCUUUUCUGCUCAUUAGUAUUAGUUUUGACUGUUAUUUCUCUUGGUUCAUGUUACUUUGUUAGUUUGCCCAAGGUUAAAGCGGCACCUUAAAUCAUUAUAUAUUGAUGGCGUUCUUGCCAUGGUUCAUGAAA